ACCGCGCGGAGGCGAGCGGGCCAGGCCCAGCCGGGCGGCCGCCGCCAUGAGCGGCUCCUCGGGCACCCCGUACCUGGGCAGCAAGAUCAGCCUCAUCUCCAAGGCGCAGAUCCGCUACGAGGGCAUCCUCUACACCAUCGACACGGACAACUCCACCGUGGCGCUCGCCAAAGUGAGGUCUUUUGGUACUGAAGACCGUCCCACAGAUAGGCCGGCCCCCCCAAGAGAGGAAAUCUAUGAGUACAUCAUUUUCCGGGGAAGCGAUAUCAAAGAUAUUACCGUGUGUGAACCUCCGAAAGCUCAGCACACACUCCCUCAGGAUCCUGCUAUUGUUCAAUCUUCCUUGGGCUCGGGCUCGGCCUCCUCCUUCCAGCCACACGUGCCUUACAGCCCCUUCAGAGGGAUGCCACCCUACAGCCAGUUGGCUGCCAGCUCUCUGCUUAGCCAGCAGUAUGCCGCUUCCUUGGGCCUAGAGAAGCUGGUGAGCCCUCCAGCCUCGGCCGCAGCUUCCAGCCCUAGUUCCUCUCCAUCUCCACAGCCCGCCUCAGAGCUUGACAUGUCCUCAGAGCCACAUCAGCUCACUUCCAAGGGAGCUGGUUUUCCAUCCGUCCCAGUCGGCAAGAGCCCCAUGGUGGAGCAGGCUGUCCAGACUGGUUCUGUUGAUAACCUGAACGCCAAAAAGCUGUUACCUGGCAAGGGCCCAGUGGGGAUGCAGCUCAGCGGGCGCCCCGCCCAGCCAAGCAGCAAGACCAGCAGCGAUGUAGUUCAGCCGGCAGCUGUGCAAAGUCAAGGGCAGGUGAAUGACGAGAACAGAAGACCUCAGAGGAGGAGAUCAGGGAACAGACGAACAAGGAAUCGCUCCAGAGGGCAAAACCGCCCGACUAAUGUCAAAGAAAACACAAUCAAGUUUGAAGGCGACUUUGAUUUUGAGAGCGCCAAUGCCCAGUUCAACAGAGAGGAGCUGGACAAAGAGUUUAAGAAGAAACUGAAUUUUAAAGAUGACAAAGCUGAGAAGGGGGACGAGAAAGACUCAGCAGUGGUGACCCAGAGUGAUGAGGCUCCUGCUGAGGAAGACCACCUGGGGCCCAACUGCUACUAUGACAAGUCCAAGUCCUUCUUUGACAACAUCUCCUCUGAGCUCAAGACCAGUUCCAGGCGGACUACAUGGGCUGAGGAACGGAAGCUCAACACAGAGACCUUUGGGGUGUCAGGAAGGUUUCUUCGCGGCCGUAGCUUCAGGGGUGGAUUUCGAGGGGGCAGGGGCAACGGUACAGCCCGUCGCAACCCAACUUCCCACAGAGCUGGGACUGGCAGGGUGUAAGGAUGCAGCCCAAGGCGCCUGCGGAAGUAGUACCGAAACAAAGCUGUGUCUGAGGAUAUUGGAAAAACGCUGCACUUACUGGGGAGACGUGGGUCACUUUGUUUACGGAGUUUGGAAAAUUCCCGUACUACUACUUAUGUUUUGGACUUAAUUGAACUUGGACGUGGUCUGAGUUAGAACCACUUGUUUUGGGGGAAGUAUUUGUGGGUAACCUCUUUGAGGUAUCUUGGCCUGUCUUUCCUCUUUAGUUGCGCACAGCCUAAUUCUAAGGUUUUGGUAUUUUGGAAGAAGAUUUCUAGAGCAAAAGCUUGAUCCUCA
Messenger RNA from Leptonychotes weddellii (Weddell seal), 1639 nucleotides. RefSeq names its product LSM family member 14B (gene LSM14B). NCBI's taxonomy places the organism in Eukaryota, Metazoa, Chordata, Mammalia, Carnivora, Phocidae. The record is from RefSeq and is a predicted model, not a curated record. Gene Ontology annotation, molecular function: mRNA binding.